Messenger RNA from Entrophospora candida, 660 nucleotides. The record is from the annotation of a GenBank genome assembly. NCBI's taxonomy places the organism in Eukaryota, Fungi, Glomeromycota, Glomeromycetes, Entrophosporales, Entrophosporaceae.
AUGAGAAUAUUGGUGAUGAUCUGUUAUUUCAAUGAAUUAAUAAGAAUUGGUAUUAUUGACCUUGAUUUGUCAGCAUAUAAUAAGUUGUCUCUUUUAAACAAAUAUCGAAAUAAUCUCAAUAAUCUUAUUACAUCAUCUGAAAUUGAUGAAAGAAUAAUCAAAAGGAUUAAAAUCAUUUCCAAAUUAAAAUCAUUUCCUGAAAGUGAACAAAUAUUAAAAAAGUUUUAUGCAAAUGAUCGUAUUUACAGCAAUGAUUUAGUAGAUUCAAUACAAUUUGCAUUAAGAGCAUUUACAGAAAAAUUGACAAGAUUGUUUAGUUCAAAUCAAAACUUUUAUCAAAUCGAUCUGAGUGAAGGUCAUCUAAACAGACAAAUUUAUUUUGAUCUAGUAAAUGAUCUUUUCUAUGAUUCUAGGAUAUAUAAUGUUCAUUGUCAAAGGGAUACAGAAAUUUUAAUUAUAGAGCAAGCAAAAUAUAAAAUUGUUGAUGAUAAAUUUAAAGCAUGUAUUGAAAUGCAUGAUAUGUUAUAUCUUGUUGAAGAGUGUAAUAAAUCUGUAAAUUUAAGAGCUUUAAUAUUCCUUGAUUUGUUUCCUGUCAUGAACACUAUGAAAACAUUGAAGUUCAAGCAAUCGACAGACAGUGAUGGUAAUAGAUCAAACUAA